Molecule: messenger RNA, 2535 nt
Organism: Chaetura pelagica (chimney swift)
Lineage: Eukaryota; Metazoa; Chordata; Aves; Apodiformes; Apodidae
Gene: RBM20
Product: RNA binding motif protein 20
Exons: 13
Coding region: 1-2535 (844 amino acids)
Biological process (GO): regulation of RNA splicing
Cellular component (GO): nucleus
Molecular function (GO): mRNA binding; zinc ion binding
Source: RefSeq, a predicted model, not a curated record
AUGAGGCAGCCGGAGGAGCGGGACCCGCCUGCCCGCGCCCUCCAGCCGCACCAGCCGCGCGGCGCGGCCCCGCCGCGCUUCCCGCACCUCUGCGCCCUGUGCGACAAGAAGGUCUUCGAUCUGAAGGACUGGGAUCAGCACAUUAAGGGAAGUCUUCACAUCCAAAAAUGUAUGGCUUUUUCAGAUAACACUGGUAUCCGGUGUGUGUUAAGCUCAGCAGAUGGAACAUUGCAUUUAUCACCAAAUAAUGCAGCAGUUUUCAAUACAACUAAUAUUGAAGAUUAUCCACCAAAUGUUGGCUCAUCUUUUAUCUCAUCAUCAGCAAGAUCCUUUGGCCAGACGGGUCCUACAUUUUCUUCUCCUUCAUCAGGGUUUCCCCAGAGGAAAUCUACACUGGGUCGAGUUGUACACAUCUGCAACCUCCCCGAGGGAAGCUGCACAGAGAAUGAUGUCAUUAACCUGGGUCUCCCAUUUGGGAAGGUCACCAACUAUAUCCUCAUGAAAUCCACUAAUCAGGCCUUUCUGGAAAUGGCUUACAGUGAAGCAGCGCAAGCCAUGGUGCAGUACUACAAAGAAAAACCUGCUAUGAUAAAUGAUGACAAGUUACUUAUUAGGAUGUCUAAAAGAUACAAGGAAUUACAGCUGAAGAAACCAGGUAAGAACGUGGCUGCUAUCAUCCAGGAUAUCCACUCGCAGAGGGAGAGGGACCUGCUACGUGAAGUGGACAGGUACGGCACGGAGAGGCCCCGCUCUCGCAGCCCCAUAAGCCGCUCCCUGUCGCCCCGAUCUCACACUCCCAGCUUCACUUCCUGCAGUUCACCCCACAGCCCGAUGGGGACGGGCAGGACUGACUGGGGAAAUGGGAGAGAGUCAUGGGAUCAGUCCCCAUAUUCUCGACGGGAAGAGGAAAGAGACAGCAGGGAAUGGCGAGAGAAUGGGGAUGAGAAGAGGGACAGGACUGACAUGUGGGUACACGAGAGGAAACAUUAUUCCCGACAGCUGGACAAGUUCGAUUUGGAUGAACGGAUUGAAGGAGGCAGAGGGCACAGAGAAAAAUAUUUAAGGAGUGGUUCCCCUGGCUCUCUUCACCCUUUAUCAGGCUACAAAAGCAGGGAAGAUGACUAUUACCGGAAAACCUCAAAGUCAAAAUCUGACAAGUUUCAGAGGCAGCUGCAGGAUUUACCUGGGAGAUCUAAGAGAAAGGAGGAGGCAAAGUUAAGGGAACGCAGGCAUUCUUACAGUGAGGAUGCUGCCAGGGAGGAGGCAGCUGAACAGAAGCACAGCAAAGGGUCUGAGAGCUCCAAGCAAAAACAAAGUGACAAGAAUAAGGUGAAGAAAGCUGAAAAAGACCAUGAGAAAGAUGCCACUGCUGAAGGCAGUGAUGUGAAGGAAACAAAACUUCCCACGAAUGAGUUUGGAAAAGAGGAGCAAGUUCCAGAGACGAGCUCACCUUCAGCUAAUAAACAAGGAAAAGAAUCCGGAGACAUUCUGGAAAACACAAGAAAAGAGAAGGACCGAGACUGGGAGAGUGGAAGUGAGAUAGAAGGUGAGACCUGGUAUCCUGCUAACAUGGAGGAAUUAGUGACAGUAGAUGAAGUAGGAGAAGAUGAUUUAAUCAUGGAGCCAGAUAUAACUGAACUUGAAGAAAUAGUACCAGUUGAUCAAAAAAAUAAAACAGGUUCAGAAAUGUGUCCCUGCGUGUCAACCAUGUUAGAACUGGAAAACGAUCAGAGACACUUAACGAGGAGUGAAGACAAAUUUGCUCAUAAAGCUUUAGAAACAAACUUGAGAUCAGCAAAGAGCAGUGUAGCUUCUAGUGGCUGUCAGGAUGAUGAGGAGGAUGUUGAUAAUGAUGACGCUGUAACUGAAGCAUCAAGCCUAAAUCUGGACCCUGAGCAGAAGUCAGAUGAAUUGCAAGAAGACCAAUCUGCAAAGGAGUCUGACCCCCAGCAGAAAGAACAAAAAAUGCGUAAGAGCUCUGACAGUCACUUGGAGCCUGAAGAUCACCAUCUACCUUCUGUUCAUCUGAAAGAAGAGACUCUUCAGCUCACUGAUGCAUUUAUAGAUGAUUACAAACAGAUGGGAUCACAAGGAGUUGAGAGCAAAGAAGUUACGGAAAUGCUUAUUAAAAACGCUGGUGAAGAAACAAGACAUGGAAGCCAAGAGUGUCCGGAGGCCAAGGCAAAUUCUAGGUACCUGGAAAUGAGAUCUCUGGAAUACCCGGAGGUGGAGUCCAAGAGAAGGCACUCUCCACCAGGCUGGGAACAAGAGGAUGUCUUCACCGAGCUCAGCAUUCCCCUGGGUGUCGAAUUUGUGGUGCCUAGAACUGGGUUUUACUGCAAGCUCUGUGGACUCUUCUACACAAAUGAAGAAACAGCAAAGACAAGUCACUGCAGAAGCACUGUUCAUUACAAAAAUCUUCAGAAGUAUCUAUCCCAGCUUGCCGAGGAGAGCCUGAAAAUGAAGGAAGAAGGCAGCCACCUGCCUCAGGAUGAAACUGGCAUUGUUCCUCACUUUGCCAAGAAAAAACUAUGA